Messenger RNA from Salvia hispanica, 2364 nucleotides. Its product is annotated as Leucine-rich repeat protein kinase family protein. Gene Ontology annotation, biological process: protein phosphorylation. Gene Ontology annotation, molecular function: protein kinase activity; ATP binding; protein binding. NCBI's taxonomy places the organism in Eukaryota, Viridiplantae, Streptophyta, Magnoliopsida, Lamiales, Lamiaceae. The record is from RefSeq and is a predicted model, not a curated record.
AUUCACAGCUCCAACAAUUCAUUUCAUUUAAAACCCCACAAAUUUUUCUUUUUUUGAUUUUAACCCAUCGAUCCUUUUCUUUCUUUCCUUUUUCCCUCUUCUCAAAGCAGUUUUGUUUUUAAUCUACGCAUGCUAUGUAGACGUCACCACUAUUAGAUAAUUUCCUUGUGUUUUUUUAUAUGACUUUUCUAGUGUAAUUUGCUAAUCCAAAAGAUCUGCUAAUGAGGUUUAUCCACACAGAUUAAGCUACUAUAAGUGUGGUACAAUUUAUUGGAAGAAAUUCUAGCGUAAAAGGAAGAAGAAUUGGUGAUGGGUGAAGGCUCUCCUCAUCUCUCUUUGAAGCUGUUCAUCAAAUUUGUUCUGCUCUUGCUUCUCCCUCUAUGUUACUGUGCCACAAACCAGCCAGACAUUGAAGGUGAGGCAUUAAUCGAUAUUCUAGAAGCUCUCAACGAUUCGGGCCAUAGAAUUCGAGAUUGGGAUAGACAUUUUGUGAGCCCUUGUUUCAGUUGGUCUCAUGUCACCUGCAGAAACGGAAGUGUAGUAACUCUGAGUUUGCCUUCUAAUGGAUUCACAGGGAUUCUCUCACCAUCUAUUGCAAAAUUACAAUUUCUUGUUAGCUUGGAUUUGCAGCAAAACAAUCUGUCUGGCACAUUACCUGAAUCACUUAGCAGCCUUUCACAUCUCCAGAUCUUGAAUUUAGCCGACAAUAAAUUCAACGGCUCCAUUCCAUCGUCGUGGGGUCAGUUUUCCGACCUCAAACAUCUGGUUGUGAGAGGAAACCAGUUGAGUGGAUCUUUACCAGAAUCACUAACAAACAUAACUGGCUUAUUGGAAAUAGAUGUUUCUUCCAAUGAUUUGACUGGAAUUGUUCCUCAGCAACUGUUUUCCUUACCAACCUUUAACUUUACAGCUACUCAUCUCACAUGUGGUAGUAACCUCAAACAACCUUGUGUCUCAACCUCCUCUACACCAGUUACAAAGAGAAAAUCAAAGGUUCAGGUUGUUGUGACUGCAGCAAGCAUUGCCGCAUUCUCCCUCCUCCUGCUCGGGGCCAUCGUUGGAUACCGGUCUCGUCGCAUGCCUAAGCUCAAAGACGUAUUCGUCGACGUAGAAGGACAUGAUUCGAGCGAGAUUCAGUUGGGACAGAUCAAAAGAUUCUCAGUACGCGAACUGCAGCUAGCGACCGAUAAUUUUAGCGAGAGCAACGUAAUUGGGCAAGGAGGCUACGGAAAAGUGUACAGAGGAGUGUUGACGGAUGACACUAGAGUAGCCGUGAAACGGUUGAUGGACUACCGUAGUCCAGGCGGUGAGGCUGCGUUUAUACGGGAGAUUCAACUCAUCAGCAUCGCUGUUCACAAGAAUUUGCUUCGCCUCAUCGGAUUCUGCACCACCGAGACUGAGAAAAUCCUCGUCUAUCCGUUCAUGCACAACCUCAGCGUUGCCUAUCGCCUCAGAGAGCUGAAAGCAGGGGAGAAAGGGCUAGAUUGGGGCGCUAGAAAGCGCAUAGCGUUUGGGACCGCGCACGGGCUAGAAUACCUGCACGAGCACUGCAAUCCGAAGAUCAUCCACCGUGACAUGAAGGCCGCAAACAUACUUCUUAACGAAGAUUUGGAGCCCGUGCUCGGAGAUUUCGGACUAGCCAAGCUCAUGGAUACCAAAGUGACUCAUGUCACCACCCAAAUACGCGGCACGAUGGGGCAUAUCGCGCCUGAGUAUUUAUCCACCGGGAAAUCUUCUGAGAAGACCGAUGUGUUUGGGUACGGCAUAACUCUGCUAGAGCUCGUCACCGGGCAGCGUGCUAUCGACCUCUCUCGCCUGGACGAAGAGGAGGAUGUUCUGCUUCUUGAUCAUAUAAAGAAGGUGGUGAGAGAGAAAGGGGUGGAGGGGAUAGUGGAUGAGAAGCUGAGGAGCUACAACAGGGUGGAAGCGGAGAGGAUCGUGCAAGUAGCGAUGCUGUGCACGCAGAGUAUGCCGGAAGAUCGGCCGAAGAUGGCGGAGGUGGUGAGGAUGCUGCAGGGGAUUGGGUUGGCGGAGAGAUGGGCGGAAUGGGAGCAACAUGAACAGCUUAGGAUCCAACAAAACUCACUCAUGCCUCACAACUUCAUGUGGGCUGAAGAUUCUGCUCAUGACCAACAAGCCAUACAAUUGUCACAACCCAGGUAGUUAUCCCCGUUUGCUGGGGUAGAUAACUCCUCUAUCUUGCAAGUAAAUAUAGACAGUACUAUCGCAUAUAGAAUACAUGCUAUGUAUAAGAAAAUUUUGAUUUGGUGUUUGAUGUUUAGUGUAAGGUAUCAUGUAAUGCACAAUUCACAAACAUAUCAUAUAAUGUACUACUAAUGUGUAUGCACCUAGUGAUUUUGCUUU